Molecule: messenger RNA, 948 nt
Organism: Striga hermonthica
Lineage: Eukaryota; Viridiplantae; Streptophyta; Magnoliopsida; Lamiales; Orobanchaceae
Source: the annotation of a GenBank genome assembly
AUGCUCGUCGAUGAUAUUGGUGACGUGACAAUUACUAAUGAUGGUGCGACGAUAUUGAAAAUGCUGGAGGUUGAACAUCCUGCUACCAAGGUUCUUAUUGAGCUGGCAGAAUUACAAGACCGAGAAGUGGGAGAUGGCACGACAUUUGUGGUCAUCAUAGCUGCUGAAUUGCUGAAGGUUGAAAAGCUUGGCAAAGAUUCACUGGUGAACAGUGCCAAGACCAGCAUGUCCUCAAAGUGUAUAGGUGGUGACAGUGACUUCUUCGCAAAUCUGGGAAUCAAUAUUCUUAAAGCCCAUGGACAAAGUGCCAGAGAUAGCUAUCUACUCAAAGGAUAUGCUCUGGAUACAGGGCGCGCUGCACAGGGAAUGCCAAUUACAAGACCGAGAAGUGGGAGAUGGCACGACUCUGUGGUCAUCAUAGCUGCUGAAUUGCUGAAGGUUGAAAAGCUUGGCAAAGAUUCACUAGUGAACAGUGCCAAGACCAGCAUGUCCUCAAAGUUGAUAGGUGGUGACAGUGACUUCUUCGCAAAUCUGGUAAUUGUAGCUUGUCUAGCUGUUGCGAACAUUGUGAAGUCUUCGCUUGGCCCUGUUGGCCUCGACAAGAUGCUCGUCGAUGAUAUUGGUGACGUGACAAUUACUAAUGAUGGUGCAACGAUAUUGAAAAUUCUAGAGGUUGAACAUCCUGCUGCCAAGGUUCUUGUUGAGCUGGCAGAAUUACAAGACCGAGAAGUGGGUGAUGGCACAACAUCUGUGGUCAUCAUUAGCUGCAGAAUUGCUGAAGAGCAAGAAACCGUCACCUUCCUCCAAUCCCACCAUAUUAUGAGCAUUAGGUACAGUAGGAAUAAGCAAAUGAAGGUUGACGUGAAGACGGUCGGCACCACGAUCUUGGCAACCUCUGACUCGAUAAGUACUUCCUCGUGUGCCCACUCGAUUAUCCACAGUGAAUAA